Molecule: messenger RNA, 1758 nt
Organism: Rangifer tarandus platyrhynchus (Svalbard reindeer)
Lineage: Eukaryota; Metazoa; Chordata; Mammalia; Artiodactyla; Cervidae
Source: the annotation of a GenBank genome assembly
AUGGCUGCUGUGUCUCUGACCAGAUGCCAGGACCCAGUGACAUUCGAGGAUGUGGCCAUAGUUUUCACAGAUGAAGAGUGGAGGCAUCUGGUCCCUACUCAGAGGGACCUCUACAAGGAGGUGAUGCUGGAGAACUACAAGAGCAUCGUCUCACUGGGACUUCCAGUACCUGGACCUGAUGUGAUUUUUCAGUUGAAGAGAGGGGAUGAGCCUUGGCUAGUGGAGUUUCAUGGAUUUGAGGGGAAAGAAGGUGCAGAGAAUGUCUCUUUAGAUUGGGAGACUAAGCCUGAGAUUCAAGGUACUUCAGAAGAAGAAAAAUCAGAAGGAUCAUUGAAGGAAAACCUUGGAAGAAAAGGUCCUCCAUCUCCUAAAUUUGAAGUUUAUGCACUGGAUGGCAGGUUGGGAACAGAGAAGGAAAGCCCUACAGUUGAGGCCUGCAAGAAACCCCCUUCUCUGGAGGAAAGCUUGCGGCACAGGGCAACCCCUCCCAAGAAAAUUCUCACUAAAGAGAGAGACCAGGAAUGCAGCAACUGUGGUAAGACCUUUUUUGACCACUCCUCCCUCAUCCGCCAUCAGAGGACUCACACUGGUGAGAAGCCCUAUGACUGUCCCGAGUGUGGGAAGGCCUUCAGCCACAGGAGCAGUCUCAGUAGACACCUGAUGUCACACACAGGCGAGAGCCCCUACGAGUGCAACGCCUGUGGGAAAGCUUUUUUCGACCGUUCGUCCCUGACUGUACAUCAGCGAAUUCAUACUGGAGAGAAGCCCUUCAAAUGCGGCGAGUGUGGAAAAGCCUUCUUUGACCGCUCGUCCCUUACCCGCCACCAGAGGAUCCACACUGGAGAAAGUCCUUAUGAAUGUAACCAGUGCGGGAAAGCCUUUAGCCAGAAAACUUUUGUCUUGCAUCAGCGAAUUCACACAGGAGAAAAACCCUAUGAAUGUAAUGAAUGUGGUAAAGCCUUCAGUCAGAGUAUACACCUGACUCUGCACCAGAGGAUUCACACGGGAGAGAAACCUUACAGAUGUCAUGAAUGUGGGAAAGCCUUCAGUCACCGCUCAGCCCUUAUUAGGCACCAUAUAAUUCAUACUGGGGAGAAACCUUAUGAAUGCAAUGAAUGCGGGAAGGCCUUCAAUCAGAGUUCAUACCUCACUCAACAUCAGCGAAUUCAUACUGGAGAGAAACCUUACGAGUGUAAUGAAUGUGGGAAGGCCUUUAGCCAAAGCACAUUCCUUACCCAGCAUCAGGUCAUCCACACUGGAGAGAAACCCUAUAAGUGUAAUGAGUGUGGAAAAGCUUUUAGUGAUCGCUCAGGCCUCAUUCAGCACCAGAGAACUCAUACCGGGGAGAGGCCUUAUGAGUGUAACGAAUGUGGGAAGGCCUUUGGAUACUGCUCAGCCCUGACUCAGCACCAGAGAACUCACACUGGGGAGAAACCCUACAAGUGCAACGAUUGUGCCAAAGCCUUCAGUGACCGUUCAGCCCUUAUCCGUCAUCAGAGAACACACACUGGAGAGAAACCUUACAAGUGUAAGGACUGUGGAAAAGCCUUCAGCCAGAGCUCAUCUCUUACAAAGCAUCAGAAAACUCACACUGGAGAAAAACCCUAUAAGUGUAAGGAAUGUGGAAAGGCUUUCAGCCAGAGUUCAUCCCUCUCUCAACAUCAGAAAACUCAUUCUGGAGGGAAAAUCAGGGAAUAUGGAAAAGCCUUUAGUGAGCAUUCAGCCGUCAGCCAGCAAAAGAGAAUUGAUACUGGAUAA